Coturnix japonica (Japanese quail) is the source of this 4379-nucleotide messenger RNA. It is a transcript of the gene TPCN1, whose product is annotated as two pore segment channel 1. The record is from RefSeq and is a predicted model, not a curated record. Gene Ontology annotation, molecular function: monoatomic ion channel activity; voltage-gated channel activity. Gene Ontology annotation, biological process: monoatomic ion transport; transmembrane transport. Lineage: Eukaryota; Metazoa; Chordata; Aves; Galliformes; Phasianidae. Gene Ontology annotation, cellular component: endosome membrane; lysosomal membrane.
GCGGCGGGACGGCGCGGCGCUGAGCGGCGCUGAGGCCUGUGGCGGUGCGGGCGGCGGAGGCCGAGUCGGGCCGGGGCUGCCCGGGGCUGGAACGUCACUCGUCGGGCGGCGAAGGGGCUCGAGCUCGAGAGGUGCGGCCCGGCCCAGCCCAGCCGUGACCGCGCGGAGACGCAGCGCUGUCUGGGCCCGCUGUAACUGCGCUUUUCUCUUCUAAAGCAGUUUGUGACUUUGUGCCGCCCGCCGGGCAGAGCGCUCGGCGGAGUUCCGUGCGUGCUGCCCCCGGCGCUGCCGUGCUCUGUGCCCGGUGCCCGGUGCCCGGUGCCCGGCUCGUCCCGUGGCCGUCGCGUUCUCGUGGCCCCGCGCUGUGCUGUGAGCGGCCGGUCCGGGCGUGCGGUACCGCCUGGUGUCCGCGCUGCCCCGACUGCGGCACCAGGAGUCUCUGAAGCGCGGUCUGUGGAGAUGGGGGCACGGAUCUGCGCAUUGUGGGGGCUGCAGGAAGGCCCCGAUGGAAUGUGUCCCGGGAAAAGGUUUUGACAAAACCGUCCGCUGUGUGGAACCGAAAAAGGCGUUAUUUGAACUUGUUGGAGAAGGAGACUCGGGACGGCCGGAAUGGCUGUGAGCAUGGAUGACGACGUCCCCCUCAUCCUCACCCUGGAUGACAGCGGCAGCAGCGCCUCGGCCCCGCUGGACAGCCUGGAUCGGGAGGAGCUGCCCAACGAAAAUGGAGGUAGCUAUGACAUUACUAAUGAUGCAUCCAGCCCUGCUCCAGGGGACUGCUGUGCACAGCAGAGCUCUGCCCAAUACAACUGGGAAAUGAACUACCAAGAGGCAGCAAUCUACCUCCAGGAAGGAGAAAAUAAUGAUAAAUUCUUCACUCACCCCAAAAAUACCAAAGCACUUGCUGCCUACCUCUUUGCACACAAUCACCUUUUCUACCUAAUGGAGCUGAGUGCUGCUCUGCUUCUCCUGUUGCUGUCUCUCUGCGAGGCACCAGCUGUUCCUAUGCUCCGUCUUGGCAUCUUUGUCCAUGCAACCCUGGAGCUGUUUGCAUUAAUGGUGGUAGUCUUUGAGCUCUCAAUGAAGAUGAGAUGGCUGGGCUUCCACACAUUCAUUAGACACAAGAGGACUAUGGUGAAGACUUGUGUGCUGUUUGUACAGUUUAUAGAAGCCAUUGUGGUGUUGGUGCGCCAAACCUCACAUGUCCGCAUAACGAGAGCUCUGCGCUGCAUCUUCUUGGUAGACUGCCGCUACUGUGGUGCAGUCAGGAGAAACCUGCGUCAGAUCUUCCAGUCCCUCCCACCAUUUAUUGACAUUCUUCUCCUUCUGCUUUUCUUCAUGGUGAUCUUUGCCAUUCUGGGUUUUUACUUGUUUUCUCCGAACCACUUGGAUCCGUACUUCAAUACCUUGGAGAACAGCCUCGUGAAUCUCUUUGUACUUUUGACCACUUCAAAUUUCCCUGAUGUGAUGAUGCCGUCUUAUGCUCGGAACCCUUGGUCAUGUGUCUUCUUCAUAGUGUAUCUCUCCAUCGAAUUGUACUUCAUUAUGAACUUGCUUCUUGCUGUUGUGUUUGACACUUUUAAUGACAUUGAGAAGAGGAAGUUUAAGUCUUUGCUGCUGCACAAGCGCACAGCCAUACAGCAUGCCUACCGCUUGCUCAUCUCCAAACAGAGACCAUCUGGGAUUUCCUUCAGGCAUUUUGAAGGGCUGUUGCGGUUUUACAAGCCUCAGAUGUGCACCCGGGAGCGAUAUCUCACUUUUAAAGCACUGAAUCAAAGCAAUACUCCUUUACUCAGUCUGAAGGAUUUUUACAAUUUCUAUGAAGUUGUUGGCUUAAAAUGGAAGGCAAAACGAAAUCGUGAGCACUGGUUUGAUGACCUUCCACGGACAGCAUUCCUUAUUUUUAAAGGCAUCAACAUCCUUGUGAAUUCACGUGUAUUCCAAUACACCAUGUAUACUGUGGUGGCUGUGAAUGGAAUUUGGAUUCUUGUUGAAACCUUCAUGCUGCAAGGAGGGAAUUUCUUCUCCAGGAAUGUCCCGUGGAGCUACAUAGUCUUCCUCACAAUCUAUGGUGUGGAGCUGCUCCUGAAAACCACUGGACUGGGACCCGUUGAGUAUCUGUCCUCAGGCUGGAAUCUCUUUGACUUCUCAGUCACCCUGUUUGCAUUCCUGGGGCUUAUGGCACUGGCGUUCAACAUGGAGCCAUUCUACUUCAUUGUUGUCUUGCGACCUCUUCAGCUGCUGAGACUCUUUAAAUUGAAGAAACGCUACAGGAAUGUCCUGGACACUAUGUUUGAGCUGUUUCCUAGGAUGGCCAGCUUAGGUUUAACCCUGCUGAUCUUCUACUAUUGCUUUGCCAUUGUUGGCAUGGAAUUCUUUGCUGGUGUGGUCUACCCGAACUGCUGCAACACAAGCACAGUUGCAGAUUCGUACCGCUGGGUGAACCAGACAGUUGGCAACAAGACAGUUGUGGAAGAAGGCUAUUACUAUCUCAACAACUUUGACAACAUUUUGAACAGCUUUGUUACACUGUUUGAGUUGACAGUCGUCAAUGAUUGGUACAUAAUCAUGGAAGGGGUGACAUCUGAAACCACUCACUGGAGCCGCCUCUAUUUCAUGAUCUUCUAUAUUGUGACCAUGGUGGUGAUGACAAUCAUUGUGGCAUUUAUUCUGGAGGCUUUUGUCUUCCGCAUGAACUACACUCGGAAGAACCAAGAUUCAGAAGAAGACAAUGGCAUUGUGCUGGAGAAGGAGAUCUCCAGGGAGGAAGUGAUUGGGAUAAUCGAGCUGUACAAGCAGAGUUCAGCUGCCACCGAAAUUUCUCAGCUGCAGAAGAUUGUUUUGCAGAUGGAUAAACAUGGGCAAGUGUCAAUGCUGUUUCUGGGACGCAGAUCGAGGACCAAGAGUGACUUAAGUAUGAAGAUGUAUGAGGAGGAGAUCCAGGAAUGGUAUGAGGAACAUUCCAGGAAAGGGGAACCCCAGACACCGUUUCAAGAGUCUGCAUCUGCUUCCCAGAGCUCUCUGAAGCCCCUGAGCCUCCGACAACGUUCCCAGACCAUCAUCUAGGCCUGGGUAGUGCAAGCUGCCUUCUAUGCAAUAACCUAGAGUAUUACUUCACAGCGUAUAUGUUGAGAUGAUGUAUAUAGAUCUGUUCCAUGUACUGGUUGGUGUUAGGGAUAAAUGCUCUUCCACUAAGCAGCAAAAAAAAAACAACAAGUGGACUCUGCUACAACCAGACUGAGCACGAUGUCUGUGUUCAGCACAGAGUGACCUUCUUGGAUACAAAUGGAGACCUUUUCCAUCUGAGCUGCUUCCCAAGCUCAAGCCAGCUGUUUGUCUUAGCAGUAACAGACCCAAGGGAAAGGGAUGUGUAAUCCAUUAACAGCAGGAAAUGCACUGAGGCUAUGUGCUUACAAUUUAAACAAACAAAAGAAACGGUCCCUUUUGAAUGUAGAGAACUGUUCCUUGAGCUGGCAAAUGCUGACUGGGUCAGACCUUAGGAUGGUCAUCUGCUGAAGGUCUUUACUAUUCCCUUGAAUUCUGGAUGCAGAACUGUGAAGGACAAUGAUUCUUCUCACCUGUCUGCUUUUCAGUGUCUGGCAGACCUGGUAGCUGGCAGAGAAGGAAGGAGGGGGGAAGGAGCUCCUUUGCCAACUCUGACAUGUUAAUUCUGGGAUUAUGGCAGGUCGCUUCAUCUCUUGUGUUUCAUUACUGCAAAGUGGUGACAGUCCGUCUCUGACUUCUUUUCUUAUACUGUCACCACAGAAAGUGCUGAGAGUGAACAAUGUCAACAUGGAGGUUCUCUCGCUGUUUGGUCUUUUCUCAGGUUCAGAUUACAUCUGGCAGGGAUGGGAGGCUUUCCCCUUCCUCUGGGUGAAUCAGGCAGUGGGAUGUAGGGAAUGGGCACACAAUCCCACAUACCUGUUGGUUUUUUUUCUAAGUAGUACCAGUACAUGGCACAAAGACAGAGGGACAGGACUGACCCUACAUGUUGCACAGAGAGCAUUUUCUGGAAAAUGAUGAGAUUUUCAGUGGCAGGCAGUGUGAUCUGUGCUUAUCAUCUCUGAACAGCCACACUCCCUGGGUGCCUCAGGACAGCUUUGUUUUCCUUCUGGGUUCUGCAGGUGGUAUGAAAGUACUUCUGAAACGAACCUUGAAGGAAAAGAAGUUUGAGUAUGGGGCCUCCCCUACUAUUUACUCUUCCUCCCUACCUUACCCACAGACUAAUGACAAUCAUUUUGUAGGGAAUGAGGGAGGAACACGGAGGAUUUUGUAUGCUGGUCUUUUGUUUAUAAAGAUAAUUUUAUGGACGUGUCUGUAAAAUGUUCUAUUUUUCAAGCACACUAAUAAAAAGCAUUGCAUUCUCAGCUUUGUAGAGACAA